Molecule: messenger RNA, 1074 nt
Organism: Mesoplodon densirostris (Blainville's beaked whale)
Lineage: Eukaryota; Metazoa; Chordata; Mammalia; Artiodactyla; Ziphiidae
Gene: NUDT5
Product: nudix hydrolase 5
Exons: 10
Coding region: 209-964 (251 amino acids)
Biological process (GO): ribose phosphate metabolic process; nucleoside phosphate metabolic process
Cellular component (GO): nucleus
Molecular function (GO): ADP-ribose diphosphatase activity
Source: RefSeq, a predicted model, not a curated record
GGAAGGCGCGAAGAAGGAGCGGAGAGAAUCUUGGGGCGUGCUUUUUUAGUGUACAUUCACACACACACACGCACACGCACACACACACACAGAGUUCUGUCCACGGGAGAGAAAUUCCAGAACUGUUGAGACGAGGAUUGUAAAUGCAGGGAUCCUCUUCUCGCCCAGCCGCGCACUGCCCCGGAAGCCUGGGGACUAUAAAGUGAAAAUGGAGCAACAAGAACCAGCAGAUUCUCAAAAUACCAAGCAGUCUGUUAUUUCAGAGAAGUUAAUUUCAGAAGGAGACUGGGUCAAGCUUGAAAAAACAACUUACAGAGAUCCUACUGGUAAAACAAGUGUGCUGGGGAUGGGACCCUCAGUGCUUUUCCCAGCACUGUCUUCUUCAGUCUUUAGGACGCUAACCCUAGGAGGCAGCAGAGAGAACUGGGCCAGAAGAACUUGGGAAACUGUGAAGCGGACAACGAGGAAAGGCCAGUCGGCUGAUGGUGUGGCGGUCAUCCCGGUGCUGCAAAGAACCCUUCACUAUGAAUGCAUCAUUCUGGUGAAGCAGUUCCGACCCCCGAUGGGGGGCUACUGCCUAGAAUUCCCCGCCGGUCUCAUCGAUGACAACGAAAGCCCAGAAGCAGCUGCUCUUCGGGAGCUUGAGGAAGAAACUGGCUACAAGGGCGACGUUGCUGAAUGUUCCCCAGCUGUCUGUAUGGAUCCAGGUUUGUCAAACUGUACCACACAUAUCGUAACCGUAACUAUCAAUGGAGAUGAUGCUGAAAACGUAAGGCCUAAGCCAAAGCCAGGAGAUGGAGGUACGUGUCCCGCUCGGGGACUGGCCUUGAGUGCCGUGUGGUGCAGCGGGAGCGGCCAUGGCAUUGUGAGUUGCUCAGGUGGGCUCGUCUGGUGUCCGGCUUUAUUUUCACUUGCACUUUGUUUGUUUAGAAUUUGUGGAAGUGAUUUCCUUACCAAAGAAUGACCUGCUGAAGAGACUUGAUGCUCUGGUAGCUGAUGAACAUCUGACAGUGGAUGCCAGAGUCUAUUCCUACGCUCUGGCGCUGAAACAUGCAAACACGAAGCCGUAUGAAG